Messenger RNA from Gaeumannomyces tritici R3-111a-1, 2296 nucleotides. Its product is annotated as eukaryotic translation initiation factor 3 subunit M. Gene Ontology annotation, molecular function: translation initiation factor activity. The transcript is spliced from 2 exons. The coding region runs from base 323 to 1624 and encodes 433 amino acids. The record is from RefSeq and is a predicted model, not a curated record. Gene Ontology annotation, biological process: cytoplasmic translational initiation. Gene Ontology annotation, cellular component: cytoplasm; eukaryotic translation initiation factor 3 complex. Lineage: Eukaryota; Fungi; Ascomycota; Sordariomycetes; Magnaporthales; Magnaporthaceae.
GGAUAUGGCGAGGCAAAGAGGGGUGGAUUGGCCUGUGCAAGUCAGUCAAUCACGGUUCAUGCCCAGACUGUAACACAAUCCGCUGGCGCAAUACCCUACCCUAAUAUCCGUCCUAUCCCUCUCCCGAUUUGUGUUUCUCUUACCGGAGUCAAUCACCCCCCUCGCCGUCCGCCGUCGAAUCCCGACCCGGCAGACCAAGCCCCGCUUCCGGCGACGAGGACCCCCGAGGCCAAAAACCCCCCAGAGCCCGACACGAAGCCGACCUCGCGCGCUCACAACCGCUGCCGACUAGCGAAGCCGACACGAUCACCCCGCAGACACGAUGGCGGCCACACAGCAGCCCCAGCUGGUGUUCGUCGAUGGCGCCUUCGCUGAGCUGGCCCAGGACAUGGCCAACCUGCUCUCCAUCGGCGACGAGGUGAAGCCGCUGCUGGAGAAGGAGCAGGAGGAGGAGGCGCUGGCCAGUAUCGUCAAGGCCUCGACUAGUCUCAACUCCAUUCCCGAGAAGGAGUUCACAGGCGCCUACAACGCUCUCGUCUACCUCGUCCUCCAGUCCAAGGAGCCCAAGAAGCAUCUCCCGACAGUCUGCCAGAACCUGACCAAGCCCGUCACGUCAUCACCUCAACAUGGCGCCCAGUUGGCGCUGUUCGAGCUCACCAGCAUAUUCAACCUGCUGAAGCCCGCCGACCCUGUGCGCUUCCACGUCCUCAUUCAGGUCGUCCGCUUUUACAAGAUCCACAACCUGCCCAUCUCAGAACACCUGAAGGGCGCUUUGAAAAACCUGCCGAGGUGGCUUGAGACUUGGGAGAGCUCCGAGGAGGACUGCAGGAAGAUUUACCUCGAGGUUGUCGAUAUCAUGACGGCAGCCAACGAGGAAGAGGAGGCUUACCAGCAUCUGCUCAAGGCACUCCGCACGUAUGACGCAGACGAGGACGAGGAGAGCUCCUCAGAGGAGGCACAGCAAUUUGCGCUACGGGCCGUGCGCAUGGCCAUAUCGUCACCCACCAGGCUCUCAUACGAGGACCUGCGGCCGCUUCAGCCGGUCGAGGCACUCCGCGAGUCGCACCCAGUUCAUUUCCAGCUGCUGGAAAUCUUCUGCGAGCGGGACCUGGACGACUAUGACGACUUCAGGGAGGAGCACGAGGGCUUCAUAGAGAAGGAGAAGCUCGACCACGAUGUGCUCUGCCGCAAGAUGCGCCUGCUCACCUUUGCGUCCUUGGCGGCCUCCAAUAUGCAGACAAGGGAGAUUUCGUACAAGGAUAUCACCAAGGCGCUGCAGAUCCCCUCAGAAGACGUCGAGAUGUGGGCCAUCGACGUGAUCCGCGCGGGCCUGGUCGAGGGCAAGCUGUCGCAGAAGAAGAACGUUUUCCUGAUCCACUCGGUCAAGUAUCGUAUCUUUGGCGAGAAGCAGUGGCGCCAGCUCCUGAGCACGCUGGAGAAGACAAAGAAGACGGUGGGCGGGCUCCUCGCCACCUUGCGCAAGGAGGAGGCAAACGCGCAGCAGGAGGCAGAGCGCAAACUGGUCGAGACGAGCGGCCAGCAGGGCGGCGGCGGAGACCGCCAGAGACGUGGUGGGCGCGGACAACAACAAUCUCAGCGUGAGCGCAACGACCGCGACGACUAAGGCGGGCUUUAUGGGAUCACCUCUGGUCUUUUUUCAUGUGCAAAAGAGAAGAAAAAAAUAAUACAAAAUUCGACUAGACAACGCUGCCAGGAAGGGUCAGGAUUAUGUUUAAAGUACCAACCCACACACUUUUCGCGGAGUUGGCGGGGCUUGGGGUAGGGCGGUUUCCCAUGGUCGUUAUAGAAUGGCCAAGUUCAAUGGGUGGCGCUUUUUUUAUACGGCAACUUCAUACCUCGUCUCUCCCUAUCUGACAUGAUAUUUUUUGGGGAGGGGGGUUCAAAAGGCAUUAACUUUACGUUGGUGUUCAUUUUUUUUUGAGAGCCGAACGAAGGAUGGCAACGCGAGAUUCAUUCCACAAGGCGGCUGAAGCUGUAUCGACACGAUCACUCCCAGGGGAUGAUGACAUCAUGAUACUUUCGACUACGCAGCAGCGGGGGAAAGCGGCAAAGAGAGGAGUGAGCAAAACGGAGCCAAGCAAACGCCACACUGACUGUCUAUGAUGAUGGAAUGUAUCUCGCCGUUGGCGGCUGUUUAUUAUGGCUAAGGUAUGGUAUGUUGUAUGCACAAAAGAACCCGUCUAUCGAAAGAACAAUGGCGUCCGCAGGACAUGUGGUGAUAGCUGGGAGGAGGAGGAGGAGGGGUGGAGACCAAAAGCCCAGCGAUGGCGGGGGC